This is a messenger RNA of Anopheles coluzzii, 2577 nucleotides long. Its product is annotated as zinc finger protein 573-like. Bases 339 to 992 code for a protein of 217 amino acids. Gene Ontology annotation, molecular function: RNA polymerase II transcription regulatory region sequence-specific DNA binding; DNA-binding transcription factor activity, RNA polymerase II-specific. Gene Ontology annotation, biological process: regulation of transcription by RNA polymerase II. The record is from RefSeq and is a predicted model, not a curated record. The transcript is spliced from 2 exons. NCBI's taxonomy places the organism in Eukaryota, Metazoa, Arthropoda, Insecta, Diptera, Culicidae. Gene Ontology annotation, cellular component: nucleus.
GGAGACCUUACGUCAGGUGACGAAUUGUCCAAAUGCUCCAGAUUGCACUACCUGAUAUUUUUAAAUCCACCUUGGGCCAGCAACAAUGUUGCGCGCAACAAGAUUAGAACCGGUGCAUUACGCAAUCGCAGUCAGAAUACAGUUGCGUUGCGCGGGCUGCAGCACUGUUUGCGCGCCAAGCUCAUCUCCGGGAAGUUGUCUGCAGGAUUUUUGCUUGCGAGCGCUACUAACAUUAGAUCGACACACUUCCAAACUACCCCUAGCACCCCCGUAAGUGCGCUUCGUUUAGCUAAAAGUUUUGCAGACAACUUCCACCAACGUUGCUACACGCGCAAGCAAUGGAGGAGCGCAUGGUGCGGCAGGCAGUGGCAUUGGACUGUGAGCAGGAACGAUCCGUUUCACCCGAGUGCCAAGCAGAAAACAACGGGCAGCAUCGAAAUAAGUUUGAGUGCGAGCAUUGCGUGCCCAAAAAAUACUUCCAAACAGCGCGAAAUGUGAGCGUUCACAUCCAAACGGUGCACUUUAACAAGGAAAACAAAAAGCGAAAGUGCCAAGAGUGCAAUGGGGUGUGCAAUAGCGAGAGCGACAUUCCGGCACACUAUCUACUGGCGCAUAAGGAGCUGCCGGGACCGUACCAGUGUCUUGUUUGUCCAGCAAGCUUUUACGCGAUAGCAGAGUUGACGCACCAUUUCCAUGCGCACACGGAUCGCGAACGCGACAGCGUGUCCGUUGCGCAGGCAUCGCUCUGUUACCGGAUCGAAAACUGCCAGGUGAAUCAGUGCAAGAUCUGCCGGCAGAAUUUCACCACCAAGGGUGCUAUCAGGAAGCAUUGGAAGAUGCAUACGGACCGAAGGUACGUGUGCGCGCAGUGCAGACAAUCGUUUCGCGAGGAGCGACUGUAUCGCAGACACGUGGCCGAGAAGCAUCCGGCAACCAACUGCGAGCACCGCAACGACGAUGAUCUCGCAGGAAGAAAGUACAAGGAGGCUUAAAUGGCACGGUGUACCGGCAGUUAAUGAUUUGUUCUGAGUUGGAAUUUUUGGUCCAUUCUCAUAAUUUAUUCACCAAAAAGCUUUAAAGUACUAGUUUAAAAUUGGCAGUUUAUCUUUUUUUUAUUUACUACGUUAAUUUUGCUUUUAUUGUUAUGUUGUAUUUAAACUGCGGACUGCCAGCACUGGCAUCAUAAAACAACUCUAGUCGCGCAGUUAGGUGUUUGAUUACUCAAAGAGGAUUAAGCAGAACAGGACUGAUAAUUAUUUAUGUUGUGUAAUUGCUUAACAAACUAAUUUUGUGUACUUAUUCUUAGUCCGAGAGUAAGAAACAAACGCAAAAGAGUAGCAUGAAAAGUGUGCCAUUGUCUGUAGAAGAAAGUAAUAGAGCAAAACAAGUCGGAGGCAGAGAGUCUGUUGAAAUCUCUGGUUUCGUACAACGAAACUAACCCAACAGCGUUGUUAAGCACACAACUACUUAUGAAAGUUAGAAAGUUAGCAUCACUCAUUCCGCUUUCGUCAUUCCAAAACAUCAGACGGAGAUAUUUGUUUGUGGAAUGUAUCCAAAAAGAAAAGGAUACACACUGCCAAUGAUUAGCUAAACAAAUUAAACUAAAGUAUUUUAUUCACUAAACAUUACGUAUGCAAAAAGAGAGCAAACAGAGUGACAAAACCCCAUUGGCGGUUUCUGACGGCGCCAGGACCAACCGAAAAAUUGGGGUGUCAGAUUAGAAGAAGAAGAAGAAGAAAAAGAAGAAUAUUCGAAAAAUGAUAACUGAGAGCACCCAGUACAAGUCCAAGAAAAAAUAAAUAAAACGAAUACAGGUAUUUUUUGAACAAAUACAUAAAGCAGCUUUUGGUUUCCGUUAGGAUUUCAAUCCGAAAUCAUUUUUACAGCACACGAAACACUCACACACACACAUACAGCAAGCAUGUGCAUCCUUUCCAUCCCCUAUCAUCUUCUUCAAAUUUCCAACCCAGUUCCUGCGUCGACACCAUUCCCUUUCACCGGCCCCAAAAAGGACGGAGGAGAGGCAAUCACAAUCACGUUCCGACCGCGUGAACAGUCUUUUAAAGGACUUUGAAAGGAUACCGAAUGGCAGUUUGGGCGCAGGCGCAGGCGCCCCCCCCCCUUUAUCUAUUAGUUUGAUGACAUACCGUACCCAACAGAAACGGUGAACGUGGCUUGCCGCCGCCAGCAAGACACACAUAUCACGUUCGACCGUUCGGGCGAAGAGAGUUGUUCGAGUUGUUGCGUAGACCCGGAGGUUUGCUGUUGUUGUGCGUACAGCAGAAGGGUUUUUUUCCCUCCCCCGGGAUCAGUUGUGUAGUAGGCUGUGCUGUGUUGUGUCUUCACAGCCUUGUAGUACCGGGAGCCCUCCCGAGCUGCCCGUGGCGAAUCCUGUGUUUCGCUUUUCCCUCAACAAAAGAAAUUUAAAAGUGCAUCCGUGUUCUGUGUGGUCAGUUCCAAAGGUCCAAAAGCUUGUGAUUGAAGCCACAACCCGUUCGAAACAACCCCCAAGCAGUGAGGCAAACAGAACAGCUGCAACGGGCGGUACAAGUGCAGGACCUUCUCCGUGACCUUCAC